AUGACUGCACAUUUCAGUGAUUUUGGUUUGGCGAGGCUACUUUUAGAACCUGACGACAUUUCAUCCCAGGCUCAAACUAGUACCAUUGGGAUAAAAGGAUCUAUUGACUAUGCUGCUCCAGAUUUGUCGAUUUCUCUUGGUAUUUCGCUCAGAGGGGGCUCUCCUACGGUGGAUCUGAAGAGGCUGGUCUUCUUCCUACGACAGAAGUACUCCGCAACCCAUAGCUUCCAUGGUGAAAUCCCUCAAGAGAUUGGUAAUCUGAUUGGACUAAAAGAUAUUCUCUUCAACAACAACAAUCUCGAAGGAGAACUUCCUACCAGCUUGGCCCACUGUACUCAUCUAAGAGAAAUCCACAUCACCCGUAACAAUCUUGUCGGAAAGAUUCCGAUUGAACUGUUUACGUCUUUGUCAAAGCUGGAGAUAAUUGCUAUUAAUUUUAAUGGCUUAACAGGAGAAAUACCAGCUUCGUUUGGGAACAGGUCAUCUGUUCGAGUUAUCCCUUUGAGUGGGAAUGGAUUGCAUGGGAGCAUUCCAAAAUCCUUUGGUCAGCUAACAAACUUAUACUUUCUAUCAUAUCACUUUCUCAAAACAAGCUAUCUGAGUUUGAAUUUAUCCUUCAAUAAUCUUGAGGGGGAGGUCCCAACAAAAGGAAUUUUUAGAAAUGCAAGUGCAAUUUUGGUGAAUGGAAAUGAUAAGCUAUGUGGGGGAAAUGUUGAGUUACAUCUACCUGCUUGCAAAAACCCUGGAUCUACAAAACGAGAAAAGUCCAAUGUUUUUAGAAUAGUUCUGGUGAUAAUCGGUGUGGUUCUUGGUGUUCUUUUGAUAUCUUCCCUUCUUAUUUAUUUUUGGAUAAGAAGAUCAAGAAGUAAACCUCCAUCCACACCAUUAAUCGGUGACCAGUUCUUAAAGCUAUCUUACAAAGAGCUCUUCCAAGCUACUGGUGGCUUUUCUUCAGCUAAUUUCAUAGGUUCUGGUAGUUUUGGCUCUGUAUACAAAGGGAUUAUUGACCAAGAUGACACUAUUGUUGCAGUAAAGGUACUCAACCUUCAAAAUCCAAGAGGUUACAAGAGCUUUAUGGCCGAAUGUGAAGCAUUAAGAAACAUUCGACAUCGAAAUCUUGUCAAGAUUUUAACUUCAUGUUCAAGCCUUGAUUCAAAAGGCGAAGAUUUCAAAGCCCUUGUUUAUGAGUUCGUGCCCAAUGGGAGUCUAGAUGAUUGGUUGCAUCUGUCGGUGGAUGUACAUAAUCAUUCAAGGAAUUUAAGUCUUCUUCAAAGAUUAAACAUUGCAAUUGAUGUGGCUUUUACAAUGGAUUACCUUCAUUACCACUGCUAUGCGGCAAUUGUUCAUUGUGACUUGAAGCCAAGCAAUAUUCUACUUGACAACGAUAUGACUGCACAUGUCAGUGAUUUUGGUUUGGCGAGACUACUUUUAGAACCUGGCGACAAUUCAUCCCUGACUCAAACUAGUACCAUUGGGAUAAAAGGAUCUAUUGGCUAUACUGCUCCAGAAUAUGGCUUGGGUGGAAGGGCAACUAUACAGGGGGAUGUGUUUAGCUAUGAGAUCCUUUUAUUGGAGAUGUUCACGGGAAAAAAGCCAACGGAUCAGAUGUUUACUGAUGACUUAAUUCUCUAUAACUUUGCAAAGGCGGCUUUACCUGUUUACGUGAUGCACAGUUUAGAUCCCAUACUCCUACCCGAGGAAGAACAUAGAGAAGAAAUUCAAGAGGGUGCUAUCAAUAGAACUGAAGGUUCAAGUCAUAUGAUAAAUAAAUUGCAAGAUUGCAUAACGUCAAUAAUUGAAAUCGCACUUCAAUGCUCAAUGGAAUCGCCAAGAGAACAUAUGCAGAUGAACGAUGUUGUGAGGGAACUACAUUUAAUCAAGAAAAAUUUUCUUAAAGCAUAA
Telopea speciosissima is the source of this 1902-nucleotide messenger RNA. Its product is annotated as probable LRR receptor-like serine/threonine-protein kinase At3g47570. Gene Ontology annotation, biological process: protein phosphorylation. The record is from RefSeq and is a predicted model, not a curated record. Lineage: Eukaryota; Viridiplantae; Streptophyta; Magnoliopsida; Proteales; Proteaceae. The transcript is spliced from 5 exons. Gene Ontology annotation, molecular function: protein kinase activity; ATP binding. The coding region runs from base 1 to 1902 and encodes 633 amino acids.